ACUGUGCGGAUCUAACGUGCGGCAGAUCUGGCAGGAUGAACGAAGGAAGGAAUCCAUGUGACACCAGGCUUAAACCAGAAAAUCGGACUCUGGUCCAGGAUAUGACACCACAGGCUUCCUUUGCUGGAGGGAGAUCCGUGACUAGUUCGCCGCGAUUGUUGGCUCGGUAAACAGCCUUCCUUGCGACAGCCUCUGGCCCCAGUCCUCGCCGCCUCCCAGGCUCUGUGCUGAAGAACACCGAUGGCAAACUUUAAGGGCCAUGCUCUCCCAGGGAGCUUCUUCUUGAUAGUUGGACUGUGGUGGUCAGUGAAGUACCCACUGAUGUACUUUCACCAGAAGGGGAAAAGCAGCCGACGGACUCAUUACCAUCAGUGUCUCGAGAUCAUUGAAGCCGCAAUCAGAACCUUGUUUUCAGUCAUUGGGAUCCUGGCCGAGCAGUUUGUUCCGGACGGGCCCCACCUCCACCUGUACCAUGAAAACGAGUGGUGCAAGUUAAUGAACUGGCAGCACAGCACCAUGUAUUUAUUCUUCGCAGUCUCGGGAAUCGUGGAUAUGCUCACCUGUCUUGUCAGCCACGUUCCCCUGGGGCUGGACAGACUGGUUAUGGCUGUGGCAGUAUUCACUGAAGGUUUUCUCUUCUACUACCACGUCCACAACCGACCACCCUUGGACCAGCACAUCCACUCACUCCUGCUGUGUGCGGUGUUCGGAGGGGCUUUCAGCAUCUUUGUAGAGGUGGUCCUCCGGGACAAUAUUGUGCUGCAACUUUUCCGAACCAGUCUCGUUAUUCUUCAGGGCACCUGGUUCUGGCAGAUCGGGUUUGUGCUGUUCCCACCAUUUGGAGGACCCGAAUGGGACCAGAAAGAUGACGCAAACCUCAUGUUCGUCACCAUGUGCUUCUGCUGGCACUACUUGGCUGCCCUCUGCAUUGUGGCCAUCAGCUACUCGCUCGUUUUCUGCCAUUUGACUCGGUUAAAGAGGCACGGAGGAGAAAUCAUUGGCAUUCGGAAGCUGAAGUCAGAUCACACUUACCAGACGGCCCUCUUGAGUGGCUCAGAUGAGGAAUAAGGGAGGCCACCCGUCAUCAAUGCGGGGUGGACAAGCCCCUUUGAGUACGAACAGCUAGUGUGCAAAGGGGUAACUCAUCUCCAUUUCAAUGCUUGCUCUGGUCUGCUCUUAAGGUUCUAUAUAUUUGCACCUUCUCAUUUAACUGACUAAAGUCUCUGUUGCUAUGGUAUCCUUCAUAAAGAAAAAUGAAGCAAGCCUUUGUGUCCCAGUAUGAAGAGAAAUCAAAGACUCUCAAAGUUUCAGAACGGGAUGGGGCCUCAUGGAUGAAUCCAGGAUAUGAAUCCAGCAGAAAAUACUGCUUUCGAUAACUUACUCCUUUUUUCUGAAGAAAACAGGUAGCUUAUCAGAAAUUGAGACUGCCUUUAUUUUAAAGAUACAAUUCUAGCACAUUUUUUUUUUUAAGUAAAACAAUUUAUAAGCUUUGGUACUUUAAAUAUUACUUGUUAAACAUUUCUUAAUUAACCAUUAAUAUUCCAGAGUACUGCAAUACUACUCGUAAGUGAUGACAUUAGGCCAAAGGUGACUUUUUUUUUUUUUUAAACCAGGAAGCUAGUUAGUGGCCCAGCUGCGAGCUGGAACGCUGAUGUUCUGGGUCCUCAAAAGUACCCUCACAAGAAGAUGCUAACAGGAAGUCUGUAUAAUGAGGUAGAGAGAAAAAUGGCAGGUUAUUGAAGACCCUGAAUUUAAAUACAGCUGAAAGCAAAGGGUAAGAAUCCUGCAAAGGAUGUGGAUCUUGAAAUAGUAAUAUAAAGUCUUGACACUGUAAUCCUGGUUCUGGAUGUUUUUUCUUUUUUUUUUUUAAUAAAACUUCCUUCAACAAAUAUUUAUUAAACAUCUACUUGGCACCGGCACUGAAAUGGUUGGAAGGAUUACUGAGAUA
This is a messenger RNA of Neomonachus schauinslandi (Hawaiian monk seal), 1948 nucleotides long. It is a transcript of the gene TMEM45B, whose product is annotated as transmembrane protein 45B. The transcript is spliced from 6 exons. Bases 241 to 1068 code for a protein of 275 amino acids. The record is from RefSeq and is a predicted model, not a curated record. NCBI's taxonomy places the organism in Eukaryota, Metazoa, Chordata, Mammalia, Carnivora, Phocidae.